GCCACCCAUCUUCGAGGCUCACCUGCCGUUAAACGUCAUGGAAGAUUCUCAGAGUGAGCCACAGCGGAUAAUACGACGCCACCACCGCGAGAGGAAAGAGCUGCAGGCCCGCAUCCAGGGCAUGAAGAACUCGGUGCCCAAGAGCGACAAGAAAAGAAGAAAGCAGUUGCUCCUAGACGUGGCCCGCCUCGAGGCCGAGAUGGAGCAGAAGCACCAGCAGGAGCUGGAGACGUUCCGAGAGAGUUUCCCUGGUGACGGCAACCUCGACUCCGUCACAGAAGAUCUCUCCAAGAUGAAUCUUGAGAACCAGCCUCCCCGCCAGUCGAGGGCACAGAGAAGGCGCGAAAGAAGGGCGGCCCUCGAGAGAGUGCGCCAGGAGAGGAUGGCCAAGGCCGAGAUGGAGCAGCAGGCCAGCUUCCGCCGCGAUGAGGAGGAGAAGCUCGCCGCCAUCUUACGGGCCAAGAAUCUGGAGCUGAAGGAUAUGCCGGCCGACGGCCACUGCAUGUAUCGCGCCAUCCAAGACCAGCUGGCGUUCUCCGUGACGGUGGAGAGCCUGCGGAAACGCACCGCCAAUUACAUGCGCAAGCACGUGGACGACUUCCUGCCCUUCUUCCGCGACCCCGACACCGGCGACGCCUACAGUCGCCAAGAUUUCUUGAGCUACUGUGACAACAUCGUGCUCAGCCCGUCGUGGGGAGGCCAGCUCGAGCUGAGGGCCCUGUCGCACGUCCUGCAGACCCCCAUCGAGGUGAUCCAGGCCGAUUUGCCUGCCGUCGUCAUCGGGGUGGAGUACAGCAGGAAGCCGCUCACCCUCGUCUACCUGCGCUACGCCUGCAACCUCGGCGAGCACUACAGCUCGGUGAGACCCUUCAAGGCCGCCGCCGCCGCGUCUCGUCAAUGAGAAUUGGUCAUGCCCCAGGUGCCUUUGAGAUCAAAAUGGAAACUUGGUUCGAUGCAUUCCUAACUGGGGACAAAAUAGUUUAGCUCGGGAUCUUAGGAUCGUCCCGUGAAUUCAUUGGAUUUUAGAUAAAGGUGGAGUUUC
Callorhinus ursinus (northern fur seal) is the source of this 1042-nucleotide messenger RNA. RefSeq names its product OTU deubiquitinase 6A (gene OTUD6A). Lineage: Eukaryota; Metazoa; Chordata; Mammalia; Carnivora; Otariidae. Gene Ontology annotation, molecular function: cysteine-type deubiquitinase activity. The record is from RefSeq and is a predicted model, not a curated record. Gene Ontology annotation, biological process: protein K33-linked deubiquitination; protein K27-linked deubiquitination; protein K11-linked deubiquitination.